AUGCGACGCCGACAUAAUAUUACUUUAGCAACACUUGCUUGUCUCGGAACGGUAUACCUCGUUGCACAACACCGACACGAAUUCAAAACCACGCCAGGGGGUGCACGCAUCAGCGGAAUUGAGAUAUUGCCGUCUGACAGGCUCACCUCCUCCCACCAAAACGAUGGCGUCGUUAUUCUGAAGGAUGAAGUAUCAAGCCAAGCAAUACCAGAAGAUGUUAGGUCGCCGCUAAAGGAAAUCGCCGCUUCCGCUAUUGGAGAGCCUAGUCUAGACCUCCAGCCGAGACCUUCCUUCGAGGAAGUCUCACAGUCAUCAAGAACAGACAGCGAACCCGAGACGAAAUAUCCUUUCCAAGACGAUUUACAGCUUGACCUACCUACCACCGUGCUUCAACGGUACUCGACACAAACGCCUCACAGUUACGACCUCGGCACCCCUGGAAGCUAUGCGUACGCAACAUUUCUUGCUACUCUUAACCCCUCUCUUAAAGAUCCCUACUUUCUCGCUAUUCAUUCGCUUAUCUAUCGGAUACUCUGGUCUUCCCAAACACGUAGCCAAAAAUACCCGCUCAUCGUUUAUGUGGCCGAAUAUGUAACAGACGAGCAGCGUGCGCUCCUUAAAGGAGCCGGUGCACUAGUACGCGAGCUCUCACCUCUUCAAUGGGAAUGCAACGUCUCUGGCGUGCAAGACCGAUGGAAGGAUCUCUUUGCCAAGCUCAAUAUGUGGAAAGAGACGGAGUUUGAGCGCAUACUGUUUUUGGAUGCUGAUGCGUUUCCGUUGGCGAAUAUUGAUGAGAUGUUCGACCUCGCGCCUAAGCAAGAUUGCAUACCGGAGAAAUUGCAUCUCGAUGACUUCCUACCCGACGGGCCAGUUUGCGAGCCUUACAUCUUCGCUGGCGUCGCGCAAGAUAUCUUCAAUGCGACAUAUCCUAACGUCAACGUCGGGUCAAUGGUCUUCACACCCUCCUUGCGCAUGCAUGCACGACUUGUGCAGAACUAUGUCAAGACCGAUAAUUACGAUUGCUUAAUGGCUGAGCAGGCGUUCUUAAACUGGCAGUUUGGUCCGGAGAGCGCAUAUCCAGUGACAAAGCUGGAUAGACAAUGGGGUGGAUUCUUUCCCACGGAGGACGAGGGCGAUGGAAAACUGAAGAUUGUCCAUGAGAAGCUCUGGGUUAUGAAGGAGGGAUGGAUGAAACAGGAAUGGGAGAAGGGCUGGAACGAGAUGAAUGAGUUCUAUGAGAGCGCUGAAUUUGCCAAAGCGAGAGAGGAAGAUGGUAUGGUUUCUGGAAGCGAUUAG
Molecule: messenger RNA, 1296 nt
Organism: Alternaria postmessia
Lineage: Eukaryota; Fungi; Ascomycota; Dothideomycetes; Pleosporales; Pleosporaceae
Exons: 1
Coding region: 1-1296 (431 amino acids)
Molecular function (GO): glycosyltransferase activity
Source: RefSeq, a predicted model, not a curated record